This is a messenger RNA of Hevea brasiliensis (rubber tree), 2730 nucleotides long. RefSeq names its product stemmadenine O-acetyltransferase-like. The transcript has a single exon. The record is from RefSeq and is a predicted model, not a curated record. Bases 1220 to 2017 code for a protein of 265 amino acids. NCBI's taxonomy places the organism in Eukaryota, Viridiplantae, Streptophyta, Magnoliopsida, Malpighiales, Euphorbiaceae.
UAAUUUUUAGAAGGAAUUUACAUAAGAAAUAGAUAAAUUACACAUUUCAAUGGAAAUUUUUUGUAGAAAGAAUUUCCAUAAGAAAACGAAUAAUUUACACAUUUCAAUGGAAAUUUGCCAUUAUUUAAUAAUAAAUUACUUGAUUAAUCUGGUUAUGUAAUUUUUCACUAAAAUAAGUGAUUUUUCUUUUUCCUUGUAUAAAAUAGUGUUAAGGGGUAGCACCAGCAGUUGGAAAAACUUGUGUAUUUGCAAGUAUUAAAGGUGUUGUAGUCGGGAUUAUAUACAGUAAAAAAACUUAAAAUAUGGUUUGGCUAAGCUGUUGUCAAUGUAAUGAUAAAACAGGAUACAACUGCAGCUUCUUUUUCUUUAUUUGCAUUAUUAUUGCUGCAGCAGCAGGGUUUUGGAUUCAUAUAUUUUUGUAUUGUAUUUUUGAUUUUCCAUAUUGAUGAGCAUGUAAAGAGAGAGAUCAUGAUGAACCACAAAACAUUGUUGCAGGGUUACAAGGGUAUUUGUAUGAGAUGUAGGAUUUACAAGUUUCUUAAAUUGUUGCAGGGUUUCAGGUUUUCCACUCUCUGGGAGAUGAUUCUGGGUCAGGAACAUGAACAGUCCUCACUUAUAUUAGCAUGGUUUGUGGUAUUGUAUUCUCCUGAUUUUUUUGAAAAAACUUGUAGAGUUCUUUAAGUAAAAUUGCUUCAGGAAAAUCAACAAUCUUAAUCUGUUAUGAGAAUGAACUGAUUAUAGAAAGCUUGACGUGUUUAGUACUUUUGAGAAUUGAGAUGGCAUGAAAUGGUCCGUGCAUUGUCAAUAUUAUAUUAUUUUAUCUCUUGCUCAUCAAGUUGCAGAACAAUCUGGUGUUCUUCAAGUUGUCUCCCAGCAUGACUUUUCAGCUGCAUUUAACUGAUAAAGGCUUGAGAUUUGGCAUCAGAAUGGGAUGGGAUAUCCCACCACCUUUAUGUGAUCUUUGUCUAUUUAAAUGAUAAAGGCUUGAGAUUUGGCAUCAGAAUGAGAUGGGAUAUCCCACCACUUUAAUCAUCUCCAGGUCAAUCACGCAGUUGUUUAAUUAUUGGAUCGCUAAUGCGGCCCUGUGUAUAUAUAAACAUCAUUUUCUUGAUCAGAAUAUGUCAACUUCAAGGCCUGCUUGGCUUCUUAUCACAGAAUUUAGAGGAGAAUCUCUCAGUUUCAUAGAAAGGGUAGGAGAUUUUCAUUAAAGAAAAUAGAUAUGAAAAUGGAAAUCCAAAUCAUUGCCAAAGAAACCAUUAAGCCUUCUUCUCCAACUCCAAACCACCUUAGAACUCACAAGCUUUCCGUCAUUGAUCAGCUAGCCAUUCAGCGUUAUAUCCCUGUCCUUCUUUUUUACCCUUCCAAUGGCCAAGAUUCCAGCCAAAGAUCAUGUCUUCUUAAGAAAUCCUUGUCGCAGACAUUAACCCUCUUUUACCCUUUUGCUGGACGAGAGGUGAACAAUUCUGGGAUUGAUUGCAAUGAUGAGGGAGUAAGUUUCAUUGAAGCAAGUGUAGCUGCUGACUUGUCUAUGCUCCUCAAGCAACCUCACUUUGAACUGCCGCAGCAACUACUGCCCUGCAAGCCAAAUGAGAAUUCUGUUCCAUAUUGUGCCGGGGAAAUUUUAGCUGUUCAAGUGAACUACUUUAGUUGUGGUGGGAUGGUUAUUGUUGUCCGCAUUAAGCAUUUGAUUGCUGAUGCAUCGACAGCAGCAUCGUUUAUUGAACGCUGGGGUGCUGUUGCUCGUUUUGCUGAUACUGAUGUUAAUGGUGUGAUCUUGGAUUGCACCAAUCUCUUUCCUCCUACUGAUACAGCAGAAGGCUUAUCAUGGUGGGCUGAUUGUUCAAACGAAGAAUUCUUAUUUGAAAUUGCGACGAAGAGGUUUGUGUUUGAUGGUUCAAAGAUUGCUGCUCUAAGAGAAAGAGUUGGCAAUGGACUAAAUCCGGGUUGGUUAACGUUGACUAACGCGUUACGAGGCUGUACCUGCACUAAUUUGGGGUGCUUCAAUGGCUGCAACUAGAGAAACAGAUGAAACCGUUGAUUAUCAUGUGGCAAUGAGUGUGGUGAAUCUGCGAAAGAAAUUGAAUCCACCUUUGCCACAGCAAUGUAUAGGAAAUAUCUGCAAAGUCACAACAGCAAAAUGCUCAGUGGGUAAAUCAACCGACUAUAAUGAAUUAGCACAAAAAAUUAGCAAGUCGAUAAGGAAGGUAGACGAGGGUGCAAGGGAGUUCCAUGAAGAUUGAAAAUGGCUGGAUUUUUUAAAAGAAAAUUAGGGGAAGUGUAUAAGAAGUCUAAGGUCAGGAUGUUAAAAUUUAGCAGUUGGCGUAGAUUUGCAUUUUAUGAAGUUGAUUUUGGUUGGGGAAAGCCCAACUGGGUAACUACUACAAUGGAGCAGGAAAAUGGUGUCAUUUUCUGGGAUACUAGUGAUGGCCAGGGGAUUGAGGCCCAAGGAAGAACUGACCCAACUUGAACAAAACCCAGAUAUUCUUGAAUUUGCUUCUUUCAGUUGAAGAACAUGAACUUUCAUGUACUGGUUAAAUAAUUGCAAAUAAGGGUACCCAUUGCUCAAACCACUUCUCUUAAAAUGCCUUUCGCAUUUUAGAGCAUGGAUUUUGAGUUUUGUGAAAAACAUAUAAAUAGCAAGUACCCAUUAAUGCAAAUUUUGCAUUUAUUGAAUAAUAAUUAUUUUAUUUUCUCGACCAGUCACUGAAAUAUUUGAAAUAUAUAUUAAAU